AGCUAUAGAGACUGGAGCUGUGCAGUGUUCAUUAUUUGCUCUUUUCGCUGCGUUCGUUUUCGUCACGAGAUCAAUUGUAUUCAAGAUGGACUAUCGUUUACCUUUCCUAGCAGCGAUUGCUCUUGCAGCUUGUUUUCUGUCUCAGUCAAGAGCUGGUCCGAAUGAAUGCGCAUACGAUUACUACACGACUGCAUCGAGUCGAAGCAAAGAAAGAUCAAGGUACUAUUCUAAAUGUGGUUGGUUGAAUCUCAGUCGAUGUACAAGAACGAGAUAUUAUUAUUAUACUUCCUAUUACUCUACCCGAGCAACUCGUCAAGAUUGUUGUAGCGGAUGGAAAAAGAAUUCGAAUGGACAGUGUAUAGUUCCAAUAUGUAAUCCGAGCUGUCAACAUGGUGGCACGUGCUAUCACCCGAAUACGUGCAGAUGCAGAGAUACCGACGAAUUUUAUGGAGAAAAAAAUUAUUGCAACCUCACAUGCCCGUAUAUUCCGAAAUGUAAAAUGGAGCAGUGCACGAGUCCUCAUAUAAUGGCAAGUGUCGGGAAUGCCAUUCGAAUGCCAGUCCGACUUCCAUCGCAUACGAAAUGUCUCCAAACAGAGAGAAAUGUGUUUUUCGCUGUUCUUGGUUGAAUAAUUGGUGUUGGCCUGGCUAUUGUACAGGCAGUGACUACGCUAACGAUACGUGCACAUGCGCACCAGGCUUCUAUGGAAGUCCAAAAUGUUUGCAAG
This is a messenger RNA of Corticium candelabrum, 727 nucleotides long. RefSeq names its product epidermal growth factor-like protein 7. Lineage: Eukaryota; Metazoa; Porifera; Homoscleromorpha; Homosclerophorida; Plakinidae. The record is from RefSeq and is a predicted model, not a curated record. The coding region runs from base 86 to 628 and encodes 180 amino acids. The transcript has 7 exons.